Messenger RNA from Metarhizium album ARSEF 1941, 477 nucleotides. Its product is annotated as Tetratricopeptide repeat 11 Fission 1 protein. The record is from RefSeq and is a predicted model, not a curated record. Gene Ontology annotation, molecular function: protein binding. Gene Ontology annotation, cellular component: mitochondrial outer membrane; peroxisomal membrane. NCBI's taxonomy places the organism in Eukaryota, Fungi, Ascomycota, Sordariomycetes, Hypocreales, Clavicipitaceae. The transcript has 2 exons. The coding region runs from base 1 to 477 and encodes 158 amino acids. Gene Ontology annotation, biological process: autophagy of mitochondrion; mitochondrial fission; peroxisome fission.
AUGCCACCGCACCUCCACGCCAGCAGCCCAGAUCUAACCGUUAGCCCGCACAGGCCGCUGACCCCCUCGGAGCUACACGUCCUGCGAGCCCAGUACGAAAAGGAAGGCGACAUGGUGGGCGUCCAGACAAAAUUCAACUACGCAUGGGGACUCGUCAAGUCAAACAGCCGCAACGACCAACAACUCGGCGUCCGCCUCCUCAGCGACAUAUUCCGACUCUCUCCCGAACGCCGCCGCGAAUGCCUGUACUACCUCGCCCUCGGAAACUACAAGCUCGGCAACUACGGCGAGGCCCGCCGCUACAACGACCUCCUGCUCGACAAGGAGCCAGCGAACCUCCAGGCCUCGGAUCUGCGCCAACUCAUUGACAACAAGGUCGCCAAGGAGGGGCUCAUGGGCGUCGCUAUCCUGAGCGGCGUCAGUAUUGCCGCCGGUGUCGUGGGCGCAUUCCUGCUCAAGAAUGCUAGGAAAAGGUAG